GGCUUGGAGGAGGAUAAAGCUGAGUUUAGGCUGGAAACUAAAAGACUGAUUGUUUUUUGGUACAACUUGCCCGGUUCCUCUUCACUUCCUUUAGUUUCGCUUCAUGGACAGAUCAACAAACCUGGACAUAGAGGAGCUCAAGAUGACACGAGAACAGUACAUACUAGCGACACAACAAAAUAACCUGCCAAGGGCUGAGAAUGCACAACUUUACCCAGUGGGAAUUUAUGGAUGGCGAAAGAGGUGCUUAUACUUCUUUGUCCUUCUGCUGUUGGUUACCAUGAUAGUUAACUUAGCCGUGACAAUCUGGAUAUUGAAAGUGAUGAACUUCACCGUGGAUGGUAUGGGAAAUCUGAGAGUCACCAAGAAGGGAAUCCGACUUGAAGGUAUAUCUGAGUUUCUACUUCCAUUGUAUGUGAAAGAAAUUCAUUCCCGAAAGGAUAGUCCACUGGUCUUACAGUCUGACAGGAAUGUAACAGUGAAUGCAAGAAAUCACAUGGGGCAGUUAACUGGACAGCUGACAGUAGGAGCUGAUGCUGUGGAAGCUCAGUGUAAAAGAUUUGAAGUGAGAGCAAGUGAAGACGGCAGGGUGCUGUUUUCUGCAGAUGAAGAUGAGAUUACCAUUGGGGCUGAAAAGCUGAAAGUUACAGGCACUGAAGGAGCAGUGUUCGGGCACUCUGUUGAAACACCUCACAUCAGAGCAGAACCUUCCCAAGACCUCAGGCUUGAAUCACCAACCAGGUCCUUGAUAAUGGAAGCUCCCCGGGGCAUCCAGGUGAGUGCUGCAGCUGGAGACUUCAAGGCUGCCUGCAGGAAGGAGCUCCUUUUGCAGUCCACAGAGGGGGAGAUAUUUUUGAAUGCGGAUACAAUCCGGCUGGGAAACCUGCCGACCGGCUCUUUUUCCUCUUCUUCACCCAGCUCCUCCCACUCUCGGCAGACAGUGUAUGAACUGUGUGUCUGCCCCAGCGGCAAACUGUACCUGUCUCCAGCUGGCGCCGGGUCUACUUGUCAGUCCAGUAGCAGCAUCUGCUUGUGGAGCUGAACUGACCGAUUUCUCCUCACACCAGAAUAGCCUUUUGUUCCCGUCCGUCUCCUUCACCGUUCUGCUCCG
Molecule: messenger RNA, 1111 nt
Organism: Physeter macrocephalus (sperm whale)
Lineage: Eukaryota; Metazoa; Chordata; Mammalia; Artiodactyla; Physeteridae
Gene: SGCZ
Product: sarcoglycan zeta
Exons: 8
Coding region: 104-1042 (312 amino acids)
Biological process (GO): heart contraction; cardiac muscle tissue development
Cellular component (GO): sarcoglycan complex; sarcolemma
Source: RefSeq, a predicted model, not a curated record